CAUCAGUUCUCAUUCCGUUCUCGAGCUGGAUAGGUCUCUCCCGUCCAGUUUCGGCUUUCUCUAAAUUCCAUCCAAAAUUUCCCGGGCCCACAAAUUUUGGAAACAUUUUUCUCGGUCAAAAGUUCAAAAUUUGUUAGCUUCAGAAUGGCGAUGAGUGUGAAUCCCCCACGGGCACUGCUCCUCCGUCCAGCCUCCGCGAUGAUGAGUGCAGUGAAUAGCUGUGUGCGAUUCGCAUCCGGUUGUGAGAAGGGCGAGGGCGAAAACCGAUGCCCCAAGGUGCUGACCAAGUUCCCCUGCGGGAAGCCGGAAAUACAGGCGCCGCCCAAGAAGAAGCCCAAGAUGGUCCAGUCGGUGUCGAUGUGGCUCAAUCCAUUCUGCGAUCCCGAGGACACGGCCUGUCCGUUUAAUCCGCGCUUCGACGACAUCUACUACGUGGAGUCGGACAAGGCCAAGCGAAAGUACUGGCAGACGUGGGUGGCCUGUCCGCCCAUCCAGAUCAAGCCGAAGAAGAUUUGCUGCUUUGCCAAGGCCAAGCCGGCGCCCAUUAAGCGCCGGAAGCCCUCGUUCAAGCCCUCGACCGCCUGUCCGCAGCCCUGUCCGGAUGCCAGGGAGCAGGCUUGUCCGCGACUGGCGCGUCGCUGCCAUCGCGACGGUCGUCGACCCCCUUCGUGCAAAAGGGAACGUGGACCCCUGCCCUGUGUGAAGCCCCGCACGCCGUAUCCCUCCUUCUCGGAGUGCCAGCGCCUGAGACCCGGCGCCCUGCCCCUCAAGGAGUGCACCUGCCUGGUGAAGCCGAUGCUCUGCGAGGUCUGGGCCGAGUUCCGCCGACGAGCCAUUUGCAAGAAAAAUAAUUAGGCUGCAAUCGGGGACGUUCUGAAGCAUUUCAAAAAUUUUUUUGUUAAAGAGGAAAUUAAAAUGGUGUUUCCCUGAGUGCCUGGAGGAUAA
This is a messenger RNA of Drosophila takahashii, 945 nucleotides long. RefSeq lists its product as uncharacterized. The record is from RefSeq and is a predicted model, not a curated record. NCBI's taxonomy places the organism in Eukaryota, Metazoa, Arthropoda, Insecta, Diptera, Drosophilidae.